Molecule: messenger RNA, 1697 nt
Organism: Saccoglossus kowalevskii
Lineage: Eukaryota; Metazoa; Hemichordata; Enteropneusta; Harrimaniidae
Biological process (GO): regulation of transcription by RNA polymerase II
Molecular function (GO): RNA polymerase II cis-regulatory region sequence-specific DNA binding; DNA-binding transcription factor activity, RNA polymerase II-specific
Source: RefSeq, a predicted model, not a curated record
GUUUAUAAACAAGAUGGAGGUGAUUUGGUUCGUUACGUAGCAAAUAACACUCGUCAUAAAUAUACUUUACCGUUAACAUUUAUAGUUCAUAAUCCACAGGAUUAUAAUUACAUAUGGAAUUAAGUGGAAAUAAUUCUGUGGAAGUGAAUAUGGAUAAUAUAAAAGAAGAUCAUACUAUGGCAAUGGAAGACAUUCAGAAAGUAAAUGAGGAAAGAGAUAGUGCUGAUACAUCUAGAAUGGAUGUUAUAGUACAGAUUGACGACAGUCAGUGCAUUCAAGAUGGUGAGCAAAAACGCUGGCACUGCAGACUCUGCCCGAAGUCCUAUACAACAAAACAUAAUCUUGUCACCCACAUGUUCAGUCACAGUGGUGUGAAACCCUUCCACUGUCUGGAGUGUGGAAAGCGAUUUAAACAGUUGAGUCAUUUGAAUAUUCAUAAGCUAACCCAUGAAGAUUUAAAACCCCAUUGUUGUAGUGUAUGUAAUCGAGGGUUUACCCAAGUUAGUCAUCUGAAGAGACAUAUGCUACUACAUAGUACUGAAAAGCCAUUCACUUGUAGUGUAUGUGAGAAGGGAUUUGCUUAUCCAAGUGAGCUCAGUGCACAUGAACUGAAACACAGCCAGGUAAAAGACAACACUUGUGUGGAGUGUGGUAAAGACUUUAUUACACUUCGUCAGUUGAAGCGUCAUCUUGUUUCUCAUGAUAACAAUGUGCACAGAUGUGAAGAGUGUCAUCGAGGGUUUGCUUACCGCAGCCAGUUGCAACACCAUAUCAUGAAACACAAGGAUAUCCGCCCAUACAUGUGUGGAGAGUGUGGGAUGGAAUUCAUGCAGCCUCAUCACUUAAGACAACACGAGUUUACUCACAAAGGAGUUAAGCCACACAGGUGUCACAUCUGUGGGCGUGAAUUUUCCCUGCAUGCAAAUAUGAAGAGGCAUUUACUCAUUCAUAGCAAUGUGCGUUCCUACAGCUGUGAAAUCUGUAACCGAUCUUUUACCCAGAAACAGACAUUAAAAGCUCACAUGGUUGUACAUAGUGAGGUGAAACCAUAUAAAUGUCACGUCUGCAGCAAAGAAUUCAGUCGAUAUCAUAACUUAGCUGGUCACCUGCAUCUCCAUAAAAAUUCACGGCCAUUCAAGUGUACUUUGUGUUCAAGUGAGUUUACUCUGAAAGGGAAUCUAAGGCGACAUAUGAGAAUUAAACAUGGAUUAUUACAAAUCCAAGAUGAUGAAGAUGGUGAAAAGGAGGAGGGAGAAGAUGAAAAGAUGCACUCAAAAAAGAAUUCUGAAGAUAUAUGCGAGAAGGACAAGACAGAUAAUAAAUCUGAAUCUCCUGAAGGCACUUCAAUGAAAGAGGUAAAAAUGGAAUCUGAUGAAUCUGCUGAACAGAGUCUGCGACAAAGUCUAAAGUACUUGUCAGAAUUGUCAGGCCAAAGCAUAACAAUGGAUAGCUUUAAGAACUGUCUUUAUCAUAGUUCUUCUGAUGAAAUCAGUGACUCUGAAAAUGACACUUCUCUAGAUGGUAUUAAACCUGCUCCAUGUGAAAGAAGCAAGUACUUUGAAUACAAUAAUGAUACUUCUUCUCUUCCAUGUACCUCUUCUGAUUUAUCUUCUGGAACUACUGAUAGUAAGAAGUUGUCUGGAAAACUCCAUAAUAUCAUCGCUAAACUUGGAGCCUCUGGCCCAGACAAUGAAUAA